Messenger RNA from Nycticebus coucang (slow loris), 1040 nucleotides. RefSeq names its product actin related protein 2/3 complex subunit 4 (gene ARPC4). Gene Ontology annotation, cellular component: Arp2/3 protein complex; actin cytoskeleton. Gene Ontology annotation, biological process: actin filament polymerization; Arp2/3 complex-mediated actin nucleation. The record is from RefSeq and is a predicted model, not a curated record. The transcript is spliced from 6 exons. Lineage: Eukaryota; Metazoa; Chordata; Mammalia; Primates; Lorisidae. Gene Ontology annotation, molecular function: actin filament binding. The coding region runs from base 198 to 704 and encodes 168 amino acids.
AAAAUACCAAAUCAAUCCUUGGAAGCCCAUUUCCUGAGGUUCCAUGUGUUCCCAGGGUCUGCCUCCCCCACUCAAGGUAAAGAUGGUACUGCCCGGAAGUCCGGGCGCAGACUGCGGCUGCGCUGCUCGCGAAAGGGCAGCCGUCGCGGAGCUGGCCACUUCCGCGCUUCCGUUUUCCGACCCAGCCAGCGCCCGCGAUGACUGCCACUCUCCGCCCCUACCUGAGUGCCGUGCGGGCCACACUGCAGGCUGCCCUCUGCCUGGAAAACUUCUCCUCCCAAGUGGUGGAACGACACAACAAGCCUGAAGUGGAAGUCAGGAGUAGCAAAGAACUCCUGUUACAACCUGUGACCAUCAGCAGAAAUGAAAAGGAAAAGGUUCUGAUUGAGGGCUCCAUCAACUCUGUCCGGGUCAGCAUUGCUGUGAAACAGGCUGAUGAGAUUGAGAAGAUUUUAUGCCACAAGUUUAUGCGCUUCAUGAUGAUGCGAGCAGAGAACUUCUUUAUCCUUCGAAGGAAACCAGUGGAGGGGUAUGACAUUAGUUUUCUGAUCACCAACUUCCACACAGAGCAAAUGUACAAACACAAGUUGGUCGACUUUGUGAUCCACUUCAUGGAGGAGAUUGACAAGGAGAUCAGUGAGAUGAAGCUGUCAGUCAAUGCCCGUGCACGCAUUGUGGCUGAGGAGUUCCUCAAGAACUUUUAAACCAUCUGGCUGGAUCUUGUGGCCUUUCCCCCACACUCCCCUGUGUCUGUGAAGGCGUCCUGGAGUCACUCCCCCGAGCAGCAGCAGCAGUGGCGGCAGCGGCGGCAGGGAGCUGGGUCGGGUGGGCGUUGGAUGUGGGAGGGGGGUGGUGUGCUUGCUAGCUGUGCAAGAAAUCAGCGGUGGACCUGGCCAAAGGCCACACGUGCUUGGUCAGGCUGGCGCUGGCUUCUGAUGUUCAGUCCCCUGGGCUGGGACAGAUUUUUUUUUUUAAUGUCUUGAAACUUAACUCUGUGCUUGAAGGAGACUUUAACCUUUUUGUCUUUUUUUUUUUUUUUU